AAUUACAGACAGUGUCUCUACAAGAUUGGCAGAAGGGUUACCUGCAUGUAUAGUGUGUGUCGAUGCCGAUGGAUAACGGUCAAAAUGUACGCCUCUGUCUAACGUUUUAGCACCACGAGCUGAGACAAACGACCCGGAAAUGAAGGCACACCAUAAUGAAGAUAGUGGCUGGAGCUGAAGGGACUUACUAACCACCCUGAAGAUAAACAUGUCAACAAACAUGUCAACGGACACUGUAACACGCCUCAUACCUGAGGAAGACUUGAUUGAUGGAUUGUUUUACAAGUGUGAUGUCAACAAAAAUGGAAGGGUGUGUGUGUCUAGACUGAUCAGAUAUCUUACUUCAACAGCUGGUCAAGACAAACAGUCCCUAGCUGCGAUAGAAAACCUGUCUGAGAUGUUGGAUCCACAUGCUUCAGAUGUAGCUAUUGAUCUGCUCACUUAUCGUAAGUGCAUCAACAAGUGGAUUCAACAAGUCCGGCAGAGUAACAGUGGAAGCAGCGUCUCCGAAGAACUCAUGCCUCGGAAUCCCCUAAGGAGACAAAAGAGCAGUUUGUUCUAUCCAGACAACCAUUUUCCAUCAUUCCUCAGUCAAGACAAUGAUUCAAGCCAAUUGGAAGAUGCAAAUAUGUCAGCUUCAGUACUGGAUGCAUCUUCUCUUGAUACAAGUACAAGGCAUUUUGAAAGCGAGAUCAGCGAGCUGACAAGUCGAGUGGGAGACCUGCAGCACCAGAACCGGGAAGCUGGUUGAGGACAAUGCCAAGCUACAGCUGCAGCUGGAGGCCCAGGAGGAGAGCAUGAACACCAUGAACCAAGACCAUGUCAUCACCAAGAAGAAAAUAAAGAGCCUACAAGAACUGGUUGACCUCCGCUCAGAGACACAGGAGGAAAAUGAAGAACUGAAAAUGACCCUAACUAAGUACCAAGACAAGAGGAAGGAGCUAGAAAACAGGCUGAAUCAGGUGGAAAGGGAAAAUACAAGUUUACAGGCACAAAUAACAGACUAUGAGAGCAAGGUACAGAUCUUACUGUCUGAACUGGAAAAUGCUAACAUUCAACAGAAAUCUCUUCAAUCAACUCUAAUAGAACAAAAACAACUUUUAAAGAAACUAGCAGAGGAGAGAACAAUGCAUGAAGUAACACUGUCUGAAAAACAAACGCAAAUUCAAGAUCUAAAGAUUUGUGUGGAUGAGCUCAAUAAAAUGAAUGAGGAAUUGAAAUAUGAACACGAUGAUCUACAAAUGCAGCUGAUACAAGCUCAUCAGGAAAUAACCAAUUACCACAUGAAGGAAGAUAUGCCAAACAUGUCUAGCUCCUCUGGGUGCGUCGAUGACCUGGAGGUUGAGGGAGAGGUGCUGGAGGAAGAACCUGCUUCAUCACACCAGUCUACUGCACACAGCACCCCUGUCAAACAGACAUCUAUACAUAAUGAGAUCAAGGAAAUGCUUGAAGAAUCUCUACACCUGCCCUCCCCAUUGAGUGACAAGGAACUUCAGGAGAGCAUCCUGGCUCGGUCCUUCUCUUCUGGGGCAGAGUCCUGGACAACAGAGGACCUCAUAGACCUCGAGGUUGCUUCCUUCAUGCCUGCAAAUGGAGAUAAUGACAUCAAAACACUGGAUGGUGUAAAACUGGUUGAGAAAUUCAAGGAACAACAAGAUACAUUUACACAGCAAAUCAAUGAAGUGAUCAGUGCAGUGGAGGCAAACCCAGACAGGGGAGGCUACUCUAGACAACUCUUCACUGACAGUGAUGGAGAGGAUCAAGAUCUUUCCCCAAAUGGAAUGUCAAAUGAUGAAAAUGACCAACCAGAGAGAAGGUUCCAAAGGUUGAUGCUAGUUUUGCAAAAGCUUCAAGGCGAAAAUGAGCGCCUAAAACGGCUCCAUGAUGAGGCAGUGGAGAGCGUGUCCAACUGGGAGAUGACCGCGGACAGUACACUGGACAACAGGCUUACUGUGCUGCGGGAUGUUCUGCUGGAGGAGAGGGCCCUGAAAAAACAGUAUCAGCGAGAGGUUCAGUCCCUGAGGAGUGUGGUAAAUGAGACUCGGAGACAAUUAAAAGAUAAAGAAGAGCUGACACAGCAACUUCAGCAGCAAGAAGUGGACCUAGUGGCACAAAUGACCCUGCUGAAAAAGACCAAUCUAGAUUUAGCUGAGAAAUGUCAUAAAUCUGAAUUAAGGGCCUCCGACUUACAAGAUGACAUAUUACAGUCCACUCUCAGUUUUGAAAGGGAAAAGCAAAGGAACAAUGAUCUUGAGGAAACACUAGCUGGCACCAAGCUGGCCCGGCAGCUGGACCUGCGAGACAUAUGGAGGCUCGUACAGAAGGAUGUGGAAACUGAAUUUAUGGACGAUCAGAAGGAUAGCCCGCUGUCCAGUUCCACAGACCUGUUGAAGGAGCAGAUCUCCAAAGAGAUUGAGACCCUGAAAGACAAGCUGGUGAAGCGCCAAGUGGCCCUGGGAGCUUUGAAGGGCAAGCCUAUGAAGCUGAAGCUGGACUCAUCGGGCAACUAUUGUGAACACAUGGACACCUCUCCAAGCUCCCCACUUGUUGAUGCACUGACCAUUGACUUCUUCAAUGGCAACUACCCAACCACCAGACCCAACAAGCGUGCAAGCACACUCUCAGCCCUGAACCAGUACUCCUCCCUAGACAGAGACAGUUGUGCCGUGUGCCAGAAGAACAGCAAUGCUCCAUCUCACCACACCCUGUCCUGCCCUUCUCUCCAUCAACGCCACUGCUACCACGACCCUGAGAGUCACAACAACUUCUACACCAACCUCAACACCUCCAGCAGCUCCAGCACCAGCGGUGUGGAUGUCAGUCCAAGAUGUUCCCGAAGUGUGGAUGGACAGAACAGAAGGAGAGACUUCAUCCGGAGUUCUAUCAGAUAUGGCAGUGGCAGUCAGACGUCUGCUGAAAGCAACGCAAACUCUGACUCCUCCUACCACAGGCAGCAUAAAUAUUCCCGUAGUGUAGGAGACAGGAUGCAUAAGAAGGAAACUGUCCAUGUCAGGGUUCAAAGUCCAGCAGGAUUCAGAAGACCCAGCUUUACAAAUGCCAUCGAAAAUAGGAAAGACGCAAAUGACAACAAUGUGUCCCAGUUUACCCGAAGUCGAAGCUUGAGUUUCCAGGCUGCCAUUGAACGUGGACGAAGGAGCCCGGUUGAUGAAGUGGACUUUCUUUCAACCAGUCCAGAUUCCACUCCAGACAGACCAGAGUACCCUCAGUAUGUCCAGCAGGACAUGGCCUCAGCCUCCUCCAGGAAUGAUGGCAAGUCUGUCAGCUUCCACCUCUCCACAGAGGAGUACUUUGACAGUUGCAGUGAGCUCCCCCGCCCACGACCCGGAUCCAAGUCAGCAAGGAAGCUGUCAACUCUGAUUGAGGAGGAGUCAGAUCUCUCUGAGGCCCUGAGUGAUAAGAUGGGCACACCCAAACUGAUCAAACGCAUUGUAGAUGAGUAUGCCACGCCCACCAAGAACAGGUUUUGUGCCCAGAUGUCUGAAUCAGAUAACUUUGUCUCCUUUGAUCACACCAGAGAUUAUGACAAGAGUUCCACACCAAAACCUGGGAGACAGAGACUCAAGUCAAAGGAGACGAAGCCGGAGAGAGAAGCCAAGAAAACAAGAAAACUAGUCAAGCUCAACGGGGACUUCUGCGCAGACUACAAGGACCUUUCGGCCGACAUCGUCCUGAUGGAGGAGAGAUGA
Molecule: messenger RNA, 3707 nt
Organism: Haliotis rubra (blacklip abalone)
Lineage: Eukaryota; Metazoa; Mollusca; Gastropoda; Lepetellida; Haliotidae
Product: paramyosin-like
Exons: 27
Coding region: 798-3707 (969 amino acids)
Source: RefSeq, a predicted model, not a curated record